UAUUAUUAUAUUUUCAUCUUAGUCAUCCGCGUAGUAUCGUAUACAGAAAUAAGUAAUAACAGUAAUAACACCGUCAAUAAGUGAAAAUUAUCGCUGCAUAAGCUUAAUAAAUUAAAUAAGUGUUUAUUGUGUAAAUAUUAUAAUAUCACAAAUUCAGUCGUUCUGCGUUCAUUCUAUCGUUUUUUGUCCGUCAGCCAGGUACGUCCUUGAGGCCGCCUACUAACCGUGUCGUAACACUGACGUGGUAGGAAAUAAGUCAUUCUACGACUCCGAUCGCUUUAAAUCGGAUUCCCAUCCUAUCCCAUCUCUUGCAAUCCCGUAUUCUCACGAUGAGUCUCCAAUGGACGAUUAUCGCGACAUUUUUGUACUUCGAAGUGGGCGUGCUGAUGCUGUUCCUGGUGCCGUACAUGUCAGCCCAGCGCUGGAACCGUCUUUUCAGGUCCCGGUUUUAUCAGGCGCUCAGCGCCCAGGCCCAAUGGUACUUCACUUUCUUGUUGUUCGUUUUGGUCCUGUUCCUGUUGGACUCUAUACGUGAGAUGCGCAAGUAUUCCAAUCCGGAGCUAAGUGAUGCACACCAACACUUGGACCACGAAAUGCAGGCCAACAUGCGACUGUUUCGCGCUCAGCGCAACUUUUACAUCAGUGGCAUUGCCUUGUUCCUCAGUUUUGUCAUCAAACGUUUCAUAGCUUUGGUCACCCUACAAGCGUCGUUGGUAGCCCAAAGCGAGGCGUCAUUGAAACAAGCCCAAAGCGCUAGCGCUGCCGCCAAGUCUUUGUUGUCACGGGACGAGAAGGGAGACGGUGAGUCUGAAGUAUUGACUGAACUUAAAAAAGAAUUGGAGUCAGUCAAGGCUGAUCGUGAUGCGAUUAAAAGUCAAGCAGAAUCUGUUUCCAAAGAAUAUGACAGGCUCAUGGCAGAACAUGAAAAACUUCAGAAGACUGUUGGCAAAGAAUCAAAGAAGGAUGAUUAAUCUAAUUUAUUAAACUAUUAGGCAUAAGUCUUAAGUACUUUAAAAAUUAUGCAUUUCUAAAUUUAAACUUCAAACUAUUUGUUUGGCUCUUCAUUUUUUUUUCAUUUGUUGGGGUGUGUAUUUUAUUUUUUUUAUUAUUUUUUUUUUUUGACCUAGUAACUAACUACUAGAAUUGUAAAUCUCAUAAUUAAUCAUUUUUUGGUAUUGUAAUACAUGUAAAAAUAGUUAGGAGCUUAAUAAAUAAAUUAUUUUGUUGUAUUUAUACUAUUAAAACAUUUAUUUUAUGAA
Aphis gossypii (cotton aphid) is the source of this 1259-nucleotide messenger RNA. RefSeq names its product B-cell receptor-associated protein 31. Gene Ontology annotation, biological process: endoplasmic reticulum to Golgi vesicle-mediated transport; intracellular protein transport. Gene Ontology annotation, cellular component: endoplasmic reticulum; endoplasmic reticulum membrane. NCBI's taxonomy places the organism in Eukaryota, Metazoa, Arthropoda, Insecta, Hemiptera, Aphididae. The transcript is spliced from 2 exons. Bases 330 to 971 code for a protein of 213 amino acids. The record is from RefSeq and is a predicted model, not a curated record.